AGAGAGAGAGGCUGGGGUCCGUUUUCCAACACUUCCUAUACAUGCUGCACAGCCAAAGUCAAUCUCCACCAGUCCAUACUAACACAGAGUCAACAGGAGGAGGAGGGCACCACUGGAGCAACAGACAUGUCAGGCAUGGACAACAUGGACCGAGGUUUCUUCCGGAAGGUAGACGUGCCAGACCAAGCUCAUUACAUCGUGGCCUGCUUCGUUGUGGUGAUCGGAGCAGUGGGGGUCGGUGGGAAUGCCCUGGUGAUGUACGCCUUCUUCAGUAACAAGAAGCUCCGGACUCCUCCCAACUAUUUCAUCAUGAAUCUGGCAGUGAGUGACUUCCUCAUGGCCAUCACACAGUCCCCUAUCUUCUUUGUCAACUGUCUCUACAAGGAGUGGGUUUUUGGAGAAACAGGCUGUAAGAUGUACGCCUUCUGUGGGGCCUUAUUCGGGAUCACCUCCAUGAUCAACCUGCUGGCUAUCUCCAUUGACCGCUACAUCGUCAUCACCAAGCCCCUACAGGCCCUCCACUGGACCUCUAAACGCCGCACCUCCGUCGUCAUCGUCAUAGUCUGGCUCUACUCGCUGGCCUGGAGCCUGGCGCCUCUCUUUGGCUGGAGUUCGUAUAUCCCUGAGGGCCUGAUGACCUCCUGUACGUGGGAUUAUGUGACCUCCACACCAGCCAAUAGGAGUUACACUCUCAUGCUAUGCAUCUUUGUGUUCUUCAUCCCACUGGGCAUCAUCUCCUACUGCUACCUCUGCAUGUUCCUGGCCAUACGCACUGCCAGUAGAGACAUGGAGAAACUGGGCAGUCAGGUGAGGAAGUCCACCCUCAUCCAGCAGCAGUCCAUAAAGACAGAGUGGAAGCUGGCCAAGAUCGCGUUUGUGGUCAUCAUAGUCUAUGUGAUGUCCUGGUCUCCCUACGCCUGCGUCACCCUCAUCGCCUGGGCUGGCUAUGGACGUGCCCUCAGCCCCUACUCCAAGGCCGUCCCUGCUGUCAUUGCCAAAGCCUCAGCCAUCUAUAACCCUUUCAUCUAUGCCAUCAUCCACUCUAAGUACAGAGACACUCUGGCAGAGAAAGUUCCCUGUCUGCACUUCCUGGCCCAACCCCUCAGGAAGGGCUGUAUCUCUAUGUCCAACAGCGAGUCCUCCUUCAGGGACCCUAUGCUCAGCAGACAGUCCUCCACCUCCAAGACCAAGUUCCAUAAAGUGUCCUCCAUGUCCACCGGAGACACACAGGUGUGGAGUGACGUGGAGCUGGACCCCUACGACCAGCAGAGCCAGUCUCUGAGAAUCAGCCACUCCUCUGGAGCUCUGAGAGUGAAGGAGUGCAGACAGUCAGCCCAGCAGCAGGCAGAAAAAGGUAAGUGUGACCAGGGAGGAGGCUGUGGAGGGGUGGCAGGAGGAGGAGAAGACCCAGGAGAGAGCCCCCCCAGUCAGCUCAGGAGGAGGUGGAGGAGCCACCCCCCUGCCGCCCCACCACCAGCCUCCUCACCCCCCAGGUCCCCCAGCACACUGAACAAACACAGAGACUGUGAGGUUCAACACAUCAUCAUCAGCCCCUCGUCAGAGACGACGGGGCACUCUACGGGGCAUGGAGCACAGACCUGUGAGGGGAACAUGGUACUGGGCCUGCAGAGCUUAAACUGCUCCAAUGAACUGCUGGAGUUGGUUGAAAAGUUCCUGUCCUGAAACCCCCCUGGGGAGUCUGUCUGAAGUCUUUGAUGUAUGCAUGAUGUGUGGAUGUGGUACUGUCACAAUAUUGUACAAUACAGACAAUAGAGAGCAAGUGAGGAUUGGCAUGGUCCAAGAAGGUUAUACUUAUGUUAAAUACAAUCAGCUGUAAACAGAAUCACCUUUAAUCGCUACUGUUCUUCAGUCGCAACACUCUGUGUGUAGCCAAUCAGCUUCUAAUGCUUUCCCAACUGUCAGAGUAUGUGUAAUCUACUGUAUGAUCUUCACACACUUCUGUCCAGUGGUUGUCUUAUGUAUGGCCUAUUUUAAUGUUUUAAUGACAAACAAAUAUCUCAUGACAAACAAUCCUUUGGUCUCCUACUGCAGGCUACUGAGUAAGUUGUCCUAUACCUGCUUUAAGUCCUGAGUAGAAUCUACCAUCACCGCACAAGGACGUAAGGACACUGUAAAGACUUGGAUGGACUUGUUUUUUGGUGAUCAACCCAGCAGGUUGAAGGAUCUUUCUGAAAGUGCUAAAACCAAGAACCACAUAAUAUAAGGACCAACUGAUUCACCAGAAAUCAAUAAGACAAAAGAUCCAGUUGAUUCAAACCAAAUGAUGCAGCCCAAUCCAAAUACAUAUAAAACAUCUAGACUAGAGAGAGUUAGAAAGGCUCAAGCACUGUUACUAUACAUACGAAACACUUUCCUUAGGGUGAAACUUUGUGUAAAGGAGGAGUAUAGAAAAUGUAGUAAUUUCGGAAUUUUGGAAACUAAAUCAUAUAAUUACUGAAAUGUUUAGAGUAUUUUGUGUGUGGCUGUACAAGGUUUGAUUACCACUUGUUUUUCAACCGUCUACUACUGGGUUUGUAAUCCCCAUGGACUGUGGAGCAUUUCCUUAUUAUCUGUCACAAGUACUGUAUGUUCUAUUGUAUGUGCACAUGUACAGUAUUUCCUGUAGGUACCAGAUUACUAUUAAAUUAUGGGUUUAUACUAUGUGUGGCUUUGAGAAGAAGGGUGGGGGUUUCUAUAUCAAACUCUGAAUAACCCUGAUCGAACCUAAAGUCAUAUUUUGGAAGGGAGCUCGAUGCCGGUGUGAUAUUGGUUAGGUGUCUUUACCUGUGGGAUAUGUGUUCUUUUAGAUGAGGAAAUACUUUUACUGCAUAAACUCAAAU
Oncorhynchus keta (chum salmon) is the source of this 2840-nucleotide messenger RNA. RefSeq names its product melanopsin-B-like. Lineage: Eukaryota; Metazoa; Chordata; Actinopteri; Salmoniformes; Salmonidae. The coding region runs from base 127 to 1683 and encodes 518 amino acids. Gene Ontology annotation, biological process: visual perception; G protein-coupled receptor signaling pathway. Gene Ontology annotation, cellular component: membrane. The record is from RefSeq and is a predicted model, not a curated record. The transcript has 10 exons. Gene Ontology annotation, molecular function: G protein-coupled receptor activity.